UCCCAACCGGCUUCUCCGCCCCAUCUGGUGGGGGCUGGCCCUCAGCCCUCCAGCCCCCUUUUCCCCACAUGUUCCGGAAACCAGGGGCCAACAUGGAUCUUCCCAUCAACAUCAGCUGAGCCUGGAAGCUUCACCCCUUGGGAGACCAUGGAAAGGGACAGCAGCCGGAAUGCUUCCCCAGCAAGGACGUCUCCAGCCUGGGCAUCUCCAGCCUGGGUGUCCCCGGCCCGGGCAUCACCUUCCAGGUCAUCAUCCGGCAGGUCAUCAUCUGCUGGGUCGGCCUCCAUGACAUCCUCUCCGACAAGAACAUGCCUUGUUAGGGCAACACCAGUGGGGGCCGUACCUGUCCGGGCAUCUCCUGCCAGGUCAGCGCCAGCCGCCAGGGCCACUGGGGAGAGCCCAGGUAUCAGCUUUCGCAAGUUCGCCUGGCAGGAGGGCCAGAAACGGCUGCUGCUCAUCGGAAGUAUCAUCCUCCUCAUCGCCCUCAUUGUAUCCCUCAUCCUUCUCUAUGGGGGACGAGAGCCCCAGAGUCCAAGAGGGAUUGCAGUCUACUUCUGGCGGGGCCACACAGGGGUCAAGUACAAGGAGCCAGCAGAGAGCUGCCCCAGGCACUCUGUACGCUGUGAUGGGAUGGUGGACUGCAAGCUAAAGAGUGACGAGCUGGGCUGUGUGAGGUUUGACUGGGACAAGUCUCUGCUUAAAGUCUACUCUGGAUCCUCGCAUCAGUGGCUUCCCGUCUGCAGUGACAGCUGGAAUGACUCCUACUCAAAAAAGACCUGCCAACAGCUGGGUUUUGAGAGCGCUUACUGGACAACCGAGGUGGACUACAGGGAUUUUGCCAGCAGUUUCUCAGUCUCCGAAUACAAUUCCACCAUCCAGGGAAGCCUCCACAGGUCUGAAUGCCCUUCCCAGCGGUAUGUCUCUCUCCAGUGUUCCCACUGUGGACUGAGGGCCAUGACCGGGCGGAUUGUGGGAGGGGCGUUGGCCCCAGAGAGCAAGUGGCCUUGGCAAGUUAGUCUGCACUAUGGCACCACCCACAUUUGUGGGGGCACGCUGAUUGACGCCCAGUGGGUGCUCACCGCUGCCCACUGCUUCUUUGUGACCCGGGAGAAGAUCCUGGAGGGCUGGAAGGUGUAUGUGGGCACCAACAACCUGCACCAGCUGCCGGAGGCAGCCUCUGUCUCCCAGAUCAUCAUCAACGGCAACUACACCGAUGAGCAGGACGACUACGACAUCGCCCUCAUGCGGCUCUCCAAGCCCCUGACCCUGUCUGCUCAUGUCCACCCUGCCUGCCUCCCCAUGCAUGGACAGACCUUCAGCCUCAACGAGACCUGCUGGAUCACAGGCUUUGGCAAGACCAAGGAGACAGACGAGAAGACAUCCCCCUUCCUCCGCGAGGUGCAGGUCAGCCUCAUCGACUUCAAGAAGUGCAACAACUACUUGAUCUAUGACAGUUACCUCACCCCAAGGAUGAUGUGUGCUGGGGACCUCCGGGGGGGCAGAGACUCCUGCCAGGGAGACAGCGGGGGACCCCUGGUCUGUGAGCAGAACAACCGCUGGUACCUGGCAGGAGUCACCAGCUGGGGCACGGGCUGUGGCCAGAGAAACAAACCUGGUGUUUACACUAAAGUGACAGAAGUCCUCCCCUGGAUAUACAGCAAGAUGGAGAGUGAGGUGCGUUUCCGGAAAUCUUAAGCGGCUGUCCUGCUCCACCUCACAGCUCUGGCUGCUGUAAAGACUCGGGCCAAAGUGACUGGGCCAUUUGCAACAUCAUCUGGGCUAAAGGCCACCAGACACCUUUGUUACUGCCACCUCCACUGUCUGCUGCUUCUGCGAAUACGCACAAGUGUGUGUGUUUAUGUGUGCGUGUGUGUGUGUGUGCGUGUGUGUUGUGUUCUCCCAAGGUCUUCAGAAACCAGGAGAGAUGUCAGCUCUUCCCAGACCCCAGGCUAGAAAUCACCUGGAGAUAACAGUUUGGGCACCAUGGAGGUUCCUACGGGGGUGUCCAUAACGGAUGGAGGAGGUAGAGCCUGGGGAAGAGCCUAAAGGUCACAUCAGGAAUUCUUGCUUCUCUGACCUUGAUUCGGAGACUAGCCCAGAAUGGGCAGCCCAGGUGACACCACACACCACUGCUGUCCAGGGACAAUAGCAGUUUUCACUGGAGUGCCUGGACUCUCUCUAGUGGGAAGAUAUUCUGUUGGCAGCACGAGCAUCCUGUCCUCUCUCAGGGCUCCUGCUGGCGCCGUGGAUGUGGGGAGCGGGCUGCGCUGUAGCUGUCCAUGCUGACACCUGGGAACCGGGCUCACUGUUCUUGUUUGGUCACAGGCUGUUGGGGGCAGAUUUCAUUUCAUUUUAUUUUUAUAUUGAAGAAAUGGUAGUAGAUGUAUUUUUAAAGAUUCUCCAAAA
Molecule: messenger RNA, 2406 nt
Organism: Ceratotherium simum simum (southern white rhinoceros)
Lineage: Eukaryota; Metazoa; Chordata; Mammalia; Perissodactyla; Rhinocerotidae
Source: RefSeq, a predicted model, not a curated record